GAGUAAGUAAGAAAGAGAGUGAGUGAGGAAAGUGUGUGUGUGUGAGUGAGACUGGUCGGUGCGUCUGUUACCGUGGUAAUGAAAGCAGGCAGUGUGAAAACGAGGAAAUGCUUUCGGAGAUAAAGAGAAAGAAAGAGAGAGAAAGAAAAAGAGAGAGAGAGAGAAAGAAAGAUGACAGGAUGACUCCAUGAACUGACCUUCAGUGACACUGAGCAUGUGCAGAAGCAUCAGGUGCUUUUUUUUCUGUGAGAAAUCUGAAUGAAUGAGCGCUGAAGCGGCAGCAGAAGAGGAUCCUCGAGCACUUUGGCUGAACAGAGAAAUCAUUCAAAAAACAGCACACAGAGACAAAAUGGACAGAGUAGAGACACAUUUCUGAUGUCCUCUCCACGCAAUCAGUCCAUGUCAGCAAUGGACGGGCACUUCCUGUUUUUGUGAACCUGUCGGCAGCCGUCAAAGAUUCAGCUACCAUGUCUUGUAGUUUGGGGGACUGGUAGCCCUCCAGGAUUUGCCCUCCCUCCCCCUCUCUCCCAACCUCUCUGACCCGCAGAAGAGCCUCUUCAAAAUGGAGGCUCGAGAAUCGGCUGCCGUUGGGCACAAGACCUCCGAUCAGGAACCAGUGAAGGAGAAGGUGCCUCUGCAGAGAAAGUGGGUGUCUGAGCCAUCUGCAAACACCAAGAGUUGCACCUUUGCUGACCCAGAUUUGACACACCGGGAAAGUUUGCCCGGUGGUGCCAGUGUGGGAUCAGCACCUCAGCAGAAAUACGCAAUCACGGAAAAUUCUAGAAAGCUGCUAUCCGGACCCUCUGCAGUUGGGGCAGUAGGAGGCCCACCAUCUCAAGACCCCCAAGGGCCCUUUGCUCAGGGGUUUCAAAGGGGAUACUCCUACCAGCUGGGCCACCCAUACCCUCAGCACCCCCAAACUGAGCGCUUCCUCUCAGGAGCCAAACCCCAGCCAGGCCUGGAGCCUCAUGCCUGGCCUUUUGCAGGCCAGUUACCCUCUGAUGAUCUGUAUCCAGUAGGAUACGCAGGACAUACUCACCCUCAUGGGGCCGGUGCAGGGAGGUUUCCCCGACAGAAAUCUCCCAGUUUACCCAGCUCCUUUGGACAGUAUUCUCAGUCUGGCCCUGAGCCUGGAGAUGAGGGGUACAGCAAAAAAGAGCAGAAGCCUAAAAAGCCAGGUAAGUACUUAUGUCGCUACUGCGGGCGAGCUUGUGCCAAGCCCAGUGUCCUGAAGAAGCACAUCCGCUCACAUACUGGAGAAAGGCCAUAUCCAUGUGAACCUUGCGGCUUUUCCUUUAAAACCAAGAGCAACCUUUACAAGCAUCGCAAGUCCCACGCUCACGCCAUCAAGGCUGGACUCGUACCAUUUUCAGAGCUAGCCGUGGCCCGUGGUGGGGACUUGGAUCACGCGUCACCAGUGGGUGAGGCUGAGGUUCACUCAGAUGGAGAGCAGAGUACAGACACCGACGAGGAAGGUGUGGAGGGCCCUACCAUGCUGAUGGACAAAGACAGCCCCAUCCCGCAGAUCUCCUUUGAAGCUGACAAGAACACAGGGGGGGCGGAGCCAGCAUAUGCAGACUCGGCUGAAGAGCUGCCCGUGGGAUCUAUCAAAGUGCCUAUUCUCAUUGUUCCCAAACCUGGGGGAGUCCCCUCCACGGGUAUGGAGUGCCCACCCUUUCAGGACAUAAAGGGCUCGCAUCACAUGUUGGUGUUGCAGGUCGGCAGAAAAGCACAUUCCCUGGAUGACUCCCCAACCAUCAAGCAACGCUUGGCACUGAGGCUGAGCGAGAAGAAAGGCCAGGAUGUGGACUCUGCCAUUUCCCAGUCCCUGAACCUCCUCAGUCCUCACAGCAAAGGCAGCACAGACUCUGGUUACUUUUCACGCUCUGAGAGUGCAGAGCAGCAGAUCAGCCCCCCAAAUACUAAUGUCAAGACAUAUGAAGAGAUUAUGUUUGGCCGUUCUUGGUACUACAGACCCAAUUCCAGAUCCAGACAGUCUAUCACAGUGGGAAUGGCAGGAGCUGACCCAGCUAGUCUGGCAACUUUAAAGCAAUCAGGUGCUAUUCUGAACAUGGGGAAAAUAGUUUCUUAA
Molecule: messenger RNA, 2092 nt
Organism: Solea senegalensis (Senegalese sole)
Lineage: Eukaryota; Metazoa; Chordata; Actinopteri; Pleuronectiformes; Soleidae
Gene: hivep2a
Product: HIVEP zinc finger 2a
Exons: 5
Coding region: 563-2092 (509 amino acids)
Biological process (GO): regulation of transcription by RNA polymerase II
Cellular component (GO): nucleus
Molecular function (GO): DNA-binding transcription factor activity, RNA polymerase II-specific; RNA polymerase II cis-regulatory region sequence-specific DNA binding
Source: RefSeq, a predicted model, not a curated record